Aspergillus steynii IBT 23096 is the source of this 1404-nucleotide messenger RNA. RefSeq lists its product as uncharacterized. Lineage: Eukaryota; Fungi; Ascomycota; Eurotiomycetes; Eurotiales; Aspergillaceae. The record is from RefSeq and is a predicted model, not a curated record. The coding region runs from base 1 to 1404 and encodes 467 amino acids. The transcript is spliced from 3 exons.
AUGCCUCCAUUCGGUGAGACGAUUGCCGUGAUUGACAAGUCCGGCAAAGUUGUCAGCACGAGUAAACAACUGUUUGGUGUCUUUAAUCACGCCAAAAAUGCAUACCGGGAACGCAAAGCCCAGUUCCAGUCGGAACGUAACGCCAGAAUCGCCGAGCAGGAAGCUUUAAGAGGACUGCAAACCUAUACUAUCGAAGACUCGCCCUCGGUCGCCUCCUCACGCAGGAGUCGUUCGCGACAUCAUUCCGGCCGUAGCCAUCAUCGUCAUCACUAUGAGGGCUCUGAAUACGAACAAGACCUGCACUCCGUGGCCUCGCGCCCUCACUCAUCCCAUCAACGUCCAACAGACAUGGUUCGCCGCCACACCCACCACGAGAUUGCGCUCCGCGAGCCCCAGGGCCGGCCAAUGACCGGUCGCUCUCGGUCGGAUGCCCAAGUGGAUAUGGACUUAGCAUACGGCGACUUCCAUCCCUCUGCACUAGAGCGCCAGCCAUCCGCCGCACAGGACGGCCAGCUGCAAAAGAUCGAUGACCCGGAAUUGAAUGGUCUGGUUGGUCGGGCGCAAUGGCUUCUGGAAGAAGCCAACUGCGUGCAUCACACUGCGACAAACACAAUUGCCCACCUUCAGAAGAAUCCGGACGCCAUGGCAGCCGUUGCGCUCACCUUGGCGGAGAUCAGCAACUUGGCCACCAAAAUGGCCCCCGCCGCACUCUCUGCUUUUAAGGCGGCGGCGCCUUCUGUAUUUGCCCUACUUGCCAGUCCCCAGUUCUUGAUAGCAGCCGGGGUUGGCCUUAGUGCGACCAUCGUCAUGUUUGGUGGAUACAAAAUUAUCAAACACAUGCAGGGUGGAAAUAACCAGGAGAUGAGCGCUCCGCCGGGUGCUCCUCCAGGGGUUCCACCGGGUGCCGAACCACAGGAGCCCAUGGACGACAUGAUGGAAAUCAACACCGAAUGUCUGAGCAGCGUCGAAAUGUGGCGGCGUGGCGUGGCAGAUGCCGAGGCAUUUAGUGUUGGCACGUCGGUUGACGGUGAAUUUAUCACGCCAAAGGCUGCCGCCAUGUCCGGCAUCGAUGUGACGACGGCUCGUAUGACGAGAGACCCACGCUUUAAGUUCGACGAUGAUGUCUCCAUGGCAUCUUCACGGCGUUCCCGUCGAUCCCGAGCUCCUCGUGGCACCUCCCGUUACUCCAGGAUGGAGCCUAUGCCCGAAUCCGCACCUUCCAAAGCUCCGUCAAGGGCCCCAUCCCAAGCGCCAUCUAGGGCACCUUCCAAAGCCCACUCCAAGGCCCCUUCCAAGGCACCCUCCAGAGCUCCCUCAAAGGCGGAAUCACGAUACUCCGAGAAAGAGGUGAAACCUGAGAAGAAGAAACGAUCAAGUCGACUGCGACUCAUGUUUACUGCUUAA